Molecule: messenger RNA, 5613 nt
Organism: Mus caroli (Ryukyu mouse)
Lineage: Eukaryota; Metazoa; Chordata; Mammalia; Rodentia; Muridae
Source: RefSeq, a predicted model, not a curated record
UUAGAUACAGCCAGUUUUAAUCUGUUGGAACCACAUGGUGGCGCUGCAGGCUAAAGAAAUGCAAGGGAAAUUAAAGUGAGUCUGCGCUAGAAGUCAAAAAGAAAAAAAGAAAGAGAGCAAAAUUCUGACCGAUGAGGGGGAAAGCUGAGGCUCCUCACAACUGAAGAAGGAAAAAUAUAUCGUAGAUCCUUCCAGCUAGGUGGAACAUCUGAGGUGUAUGACUGCUAGGAGCUGUGCUGAGACCUGUAGUAAAGAAAGAAGAAGCAAUGGCAGCCAGAGGAACAUGUGUCUCCAGACAAAGGCAAGUGCUAUUUCUCUUCCUGCUUGGGGGGCUGUGUUUGGCAGGUUCUGAGCUUGGACGUUAUUCAGUGACUGAGGAAACAGAAAGGGGAUCAUUUGUGGCGAACCUAGCAAAGGAUCUGGGGCUAGGGGUGGAAGCACUGGCUGCAAAGAGGACCAGGGUGAUUUUUGAUGAUAACAAACAGCACUUGUUUCUGGAUUCUCACACUGGAGAUUUGCUCACAAAUGAGAAACUGGACCGUGAGAAGCUGUGCGGCCCCACAGAGCCCUGCAUGCUUUAUUUCCAAAUUUUAAUGGAUAACCCCUUUCAGAUUUACCGGGCUGAGCUGAGAAUUCUGGAUAUAAAUGAUCACUCACCCAUAUUCCAGGACAAAAAGAUGAUUUUAAAAAUACCAGAAAACACAGCUGUAGGGACAACAUUUCGAUUAGAAAGAGCACAAGACUCAGAUGGCGGACAGAAUGGCAUCCAAAACUACACCAUCAGCCCCAACACUUUUUUUCAUAUUACCAUUCGUAACAGCGAUGAAGGAAUGAUAUAUCCAGAGCUUGUGCUAGACAAAGCUCUGGACUGGGAGGAGCAGCCAGAGUUCAGUCUAACACUCACAGCACUUGAUGGUGGGUCUCCAUCCAGGUCUGGGACAGCCACUAUACAUAUUCUGGUUAUGGACAUCAAUGACAAUGCUCCACAGUUUCCCCAAGAACUGUAUGAAACCCAGGCUCCAGAAAACAGUCCAGUAGGCCUUGUUGUCAUUAAAGUCACUGGAGAAGAUGUAGACUCUGGAGCCAAUGCAGAAAUAUCCUAUUCGUUUUUUGAUGCUUCUGAGGAUAUUCGAGCAACCUUUCAAAUCAAUCCUUUCUCUGGGGAAAUCACUCUCAAAGCCUUGCUUGACUAUGAGUUCAUAAAGUCCUAUAAGUUAAAUGUACAGGCAGUUGAUGGUGGGGGCCUUUCGGCAAGAUGUACGGUUCUAGUGCGGGUUUUAGACGUUAAUGACAACGCCCCUGAAUUGAUCAUGUCAUCACUUGUCAGCGAAGUUGUUGAGAACUCACCUGAAACCGUGCUGGCAGUUUUUAGGAUUAAUGACAGAGACUCUGGAGAGAAUGGGGAAAUGGUUUGCCACAUUCAAGAAAAUCUACCUUUCCUUUUAAAACCUUCCGUGGACAAUUUUUACAUCCUAAUGACAGAAGGAGCACUGGACAGAGAGAGCAGAGCUGAAUACAACAUCACCAUCACUGUCUCUGACCUGGGCACACCCAGGCUCACAACCCAGCACACCAUAACAGUGCAGGUCUCUGACAUCAACGACAACGCCCCCGCCUUCAACCAAACCUCCUACACCCUGUUCGUCCGCGAGAACAACAGCCCUGCCCUGCACAUAGGCACCAUCAGCGCCACAGAUUCAGACUCGGGCUCCAAUGCCCACAUCACCUACUCGCUGCUGCCGACCCAAGACCUGCAGAUGACCCUCACCUCGCUGGUCUCUAUCAAUGCUGACAACGGGCAACUGUUUGCAAUCAAGGCUCUGGACUAUGAAGCCUUACAGGCCUUCGAGUUCCACGUGGGUGCCACAGACCGAGGCUCACCUGAGCUCAGCAGCCAGGCUCUGGUGCGCGUGGUGGUGCUGGACGACAAUGACAACGCACCGUUCGUGCUCUACCCGAUGCAGAACGCUUCUGCACCCUACACCGAGCUGCUGCCCAGGACCGCAGAGCCCGGCUACCUGGUCACCAAGGUGGUGGCUGUGGACCGCGACUCUGGACAGAAUGCCUGGCUGUCAUUCCAGCUACUCAAGGCCACGGAGCCCGGGCUGUUCAGUGUGUGGGCUCACAAUGGCGAGGUGCGCACCACCAGGCUGCUGAGCGAGCGCGAUGUGCCCAAGCACAGGCUGCUGCUGCUAGUCAAGGACAAUGGCGAUCCUCCGCGCUCUGCCAGUGUCACACUGCAGGUGCUGCUGGUGGAUGGCUUCUCUCAGCCCUACCUGCCUCUGCCUGACUUGGCGCACAACCCCACUCAAGGGGAAGAGGAUGUGCUCACGCUGUACCUGGUCAUAGCCUUGGCAUCUGUGUCUUCUCUCUUCCUCUUGUCUGUGCUGCUGUUUGUGGGGGUGAGGCUGUGCAGGAGGGCCAGGGCGGCCUCUCUUGGGGGCUGCUCCGUGCCAGAGGGACACUUUCCUGGACACCUUGUGGACGUCAGCGGUACAGGAACACUGUCCCAGAGCUACCAAUAUGAGGUGUGUCUGAUGGGAGGUAGUGGGACAAAUGAGUUCAGAUUCUUGAAGCCCGUUUCCCCCAAUUUACAACCCCAGUUCCCUGGGAAAGAAAUAGAGGAAAGCUCUACUUUGCGCAAUAGUUUUGGGUUAUUUAGUAACUGUAAUUGAUGCUGUAUUUCAUUUUGUGGCUAUUCCAUGCUAAUGUGUAUUUCUCCGAAUUUGCAUGAUCUUUAAAUCUAGUGUUUGCAUUUUAUUAUGUCCCUCCCACUUUUCAAUUUAUGCCAGCGCUUGUAAUAAGAUGGUAAUUUCUUCUGUAGCCCAUUCUCUCUGAUGACCUAAUUCGUAAAUAAUUUACCCUGCUCCCCUUCCCACCUGUCUUUUCCAGCACUUUGACUUGCACUUUUGCUUAUGAUGAAAUAAACAGACCAUUUUAGGAGUAGUUAAAAUUUUUAAGUAUAUCUUUUGUUGAUUUGCGACUUGUUAUUAUGGGUGCUAUUUUCAAGAAAGCUUAUUUUUUAAAGCACCCUAGUUUAAUUUUUUUAAUGUUUGUUAUUAUUGAAUAUAUGGAUUGCAUUGGAAAAUCUAUACUGUGAUACAACUAUUAGGCCUGUUGAGAAGGAGCCAAUAGUGAGCCUGGGGACAGCUCAGUGAUAGAUACCCAGAAAGAUCAAAACACAUAAUAAACAAGUGGUGACAGGUGGUAGUGAGCCAUUUACUAACACUAUCUUAUGUAUUCUGGAAGGUGGCUGCAGCGGUACAUGAAUACUGGGGUUACUUAUAAAAUCUUGAAAUAUAAGGCCUUAAUUUUACAAAUGUCUCACUAACUUUAUGAGGACAGAAUGUAAGUCAGGUGGAACAAUAGGCACCCAAACAAUCGUGUGAGUAGGAGAAAGCAAGCCUGUGAGAUAACACACAAUUUUGCUUAUGUUCCCCCAUGAAAUAAAGGAAUGUGCACUGAGUACUAAUUCACAAGUACACACAUUUGCUGUGCAUAUUAUGCAACAUUCAAAUCUAAUAGGAAGAGUACUUAGUCUAUUGUGAAUUUGAAACUUCCUCUCUUAUUCUAUUGCUUGAAUUUCCUGAUAUGGUCAUAAGCCACUGAGUCUGUCUCAGAUUCCACUGAAGAGCAGCAUCCAAAAGUAUGAUGACCACAUUGUUUAAUGUAUGAACGUGCCAUGUUCUAAUUGUAAAAACUAAUAACAAUAAUAAUAAGUUCAACCACCACAGGGGAGAGAGUUUCAUCUUGGGUAGAGAAUGACCAGUCUAUAAUGGUUCUUGUCCUUGAUGAUCUGACAAUCACUGGGAAGUAUAAUUGUGUUACAUGAGUAGUACGUACAUAAUUACAGGGAAAAUGUAACGGUUGGGAGAGGAAGUUUCCUGUGAAUUUUCUAACAAGUCUAAAGUCUGUAUAUCCAGGAGGAAGAAAAUGAGAGAUGGUGAGCAUCAUGGAGAGAGAAAGACGGUAAAGACGUGACAAUAAAGGAUGUGAGGGGGAACUAAGAGGAUGCUCCCCAUCCCAUGGACUAGAGUCACCGUCAAUGCCAGAAACAUUCUUUCAAAGAACUUAACACUAUGUUAGUUAACAUUUUAAGUAGUUAGUUAAAAUUCCUCCCACAUCCAAGACAACCCAGCGUUUAUACUUUCUGAAAGAUACCAUUUCAUUAUUAGUCUGUCAAACUAUGGAACCUUUGCAUCCAGGCAAAAUGUGCAUAUGGGCUAAUUACGUUUAAUUUCUUACUUUGGAAAGUAGACGUUGGAAACAGAAAGUCUUUUGGCAGUUGUCUAAGGUUGGGAAAAUGGGUAGGAAUGGAGAGUAGUUGGGUACAAUUUAUGUGGGGGAUAAAUUAGAAAUGAUUUUAAAUUAGAAAUACUACUAAUAGUUGUAGAGUUCUACAACUAUAGGAAUAACCACUGAGCUGUAUAGCUCAAGUCUGUGAGAUACUAUGAUGACUCUAUUUCAACAAAGAUGUUUAAACAAUAGAGAACAACUCUAGAAGACUAUGAUUCCACGUAAGCUAGGUCUUCCUUAAACCUCCCAGGCACAGGAGUUGUACAGACAGAAGAGCAGACACAACAGAAGGUCCAGGUAAUUGUCUUGUUGCUUCAAGCUCUUCCAGACAUAUGAGCAUCAAGACUUCUCUAAUUUUUGAAGGAAUUGUGUUUCCUAACUCUAGUGGAGAGUAACCAAGACUUCACUUUGGGAGCUUCUGUGUUCACAUACAAGUCACUAACCAAUUUUCUAAAAUGUGAGCUCUUCAGCAGUCAGUCUCUGAGCCAACAAUUACAUCUGGUGAAUAAAAGUUACCCUUACAUUAACGAAGGGUACUUUCAUUUUCUUUGCAACCAUUCUACUGAAAAUUCUAUUUUAAAGGUCAUAAGUAAUGUCUAUAAACACUAAAUAACACUCUAUCACCAAAACAAAGAGAUGCAACUGCACAUUGCUUUGUAAAGUCUUUCUCUUUCUUGUGACGGUGUCAAUGAAAAUGGUUGCAUACAGGGACCAACUUUGCCCUCGUGGUUCUUCUAGAAUCAGAUCUCACUCCAAAUGACUCCAGCAUUGUCUACGGCAAACUAAUAGUCUGCAUGGCUGCAACUUCUAGCCGUCAUACCUGUGUUCUAGAUGGCUUGGGGAACAGAUGGUCAUUUAGAACUCUUCUGUCCCAGACAAAAUAGCAGUAAAGACUGUUGUCAGUCCAUCUGUAAAAUUGCCAAGGUCAAACAAAACCACGAAGAGGCAGGUCGGUCGGCUAAGUUACCGUGUGUCUUAGUUACCUUUCUAUUGCUGUGAUAAAACAUAUGAUCAUGGCAAAAAAAGCUUAACUCUGGACUUACAGUUUCAGAGGGUUAGAAUCCAGGAUGGCCCAGCAAAUGUUUGCUGGCAGGAACAGCUGAGAGCUCACGUCUUGAUCUGCACGUUGGAAGCAGAGAGGAAAAACUCUAGGAAUGGUGUGAGUGUUUUUGAAAUCUCUAAGUCCCGGUGACACACUUCCUCCAACCAGGCCAUACCUCCUAAUCCUUUCCAAGUAGUUCUACCAAUUAGGGAUUGUUGUGUCCGGCCAGCAGAUCACAGCCUGGGUUCUAGCCUGGAAAGGCAUUUUGGAAACCU